Lodderomyces parapsilosis is the source of this 984-nucleotide messenger RNA. Its product is annotated as ribonuclease. The record is from RefSeq and is a predicted model, not a curated record. Gene Ontology annotation, biological process: apoptotic DNA fragmentation. Gene Ontology annotation, cellular component: nucleus; mitochondrial inner membrane. The coding region runs from base 1 to 984 and encodes 327 amino acids. Gene Ontology annotation, molecular function: nucleic acid binding; metal ion binding; RNA endonuclease activity. The transcript has a single exon. Lineage: Eukaryota; Fungi; Ascomycota; Pichiomycetes; Serinales; Debaryomycetaceae.
AUGUCACGAAUAAUCCUCAAGUCGUCAUUCGGAUUGGGAUCACUUGGGAUCGCGUCCUACUUCUGGAGUUUUGGAAAAUCAUCCAACACCCCAUCUCCUACGUCGAAUCCUUCUACACCAUCGUCAAAUUUGCCAGGUCCACCGAAAUCCAAUAGAGACACUGCAGUAUUUGACCCUUCAUCAAUUAAUCCUGAAGCUUUUUACAAGUACGGUUUCCCUGGUCCAGUUCAUGACUUAUCAAGUCAUUCUGAGUUUGUUAGUUGUUAUGAUAGAGCAAAACGCAAUCCAUAUUGGGUGAUCGAGCAUCUUACCAAACAAUCAUUGACACGAAACUCUGAUUCAGGAGAUCGUAAGAAAUCCAUCUUUAAGGAAGAUGAAUCGAUCCCUAUUAAAUUCAGAAACAAAUUACGUGACUAUUUCCGAAGUGGAUAUGACAGAGGACAUCAAGCACCAGCAGCUGAUGCCAAAUAUAACCAAUUGGCUAUGGAUGAGACUUUCUUGUUGACCAACAUUUCACCACAAGUGGGCGAUGGAUUCAAUCGUGAUUAUUGGAGUCAUUUUGAAGAUUUUGUUCGUAGAUUGACCAAUUCUUAUGAUAAUGUCAGAGUCAUGACUGGUCCAUUGUAUUUACCAAAAUUAAUGCCCGAUGGGAAAUAUAGAGUUAGUUAUGAAGUUAUUGGAUCACCACCAAAUAUUGCAGUGCCAACUCAUUUUUUCAAGUUGAUUGUAGGAGAGAGAAAUGGUGAUGACAAGAUUAGUUGUGCUGCUUUUGUAUUGCCCAAUGAUGUCAUUGAUAAUAGCACUUCAUUGACUAGCUUUCAAGUGCCAAUAAAUGCUUUGGAAACCUCAACAGGAUUGGAGUUGUUGCAAAAAGUGCCAUACUUCAAAAAGAAGGAUUUGUGUAAAGAGGUAAAGUGCGAAAUCAUAGUAAGAGAGUUUCCAAAGCAGGUGAACAAUGUGUUGGCCUUGCCUAGCGGGAAAUAG